AUGAGUAACACUUAUCAGCAAAACUCUCACAGAGAAUCUAAAGACUCUAUCAGACAAAGGCAUAAAAGCUAGCUUUCUGUCUAUAAAAAUAAUCAGAAUGAAAUAUACUUCAACAGCAAUACUUCUUUUCUUGAUAUUGAUAAUGGAGCAAGCCUUAAGAAAAAAUCUUCGAGAGAAAAAGAAGGAUUAAAUAUAAGUAAUCUUAAGACUCUCUCAACUAAUAACGCAAGUUAGUACUCAAGCAUUGCACAUCUUAAAUCUUCAAUAUAAAAUACAAAUGAUAAAAGCAAUUAACAGUCAAAGGCUUCUCUAUUAGUAAAGGGAAGACUAAACAGGGACAAGGUAGGCUAAAACAUUAACAUUAAUUCUUUCCUUGAGAGGAACUACUGCUAUCAAUACACCUUUGCCACCAGGGAAAAGACUAGAUACUAACUCAGCAUAGUCUAGCUAAAGAUGAUACGUAAAUACUAAGUAAUCUGCUCCAAAUACGAUGCAUUGACGUUUAACAAACACAGCAAGAGCACUUCUCACAAUAGAGAAACAGGUGCUCGACCUUCUUAACUUGUACCACAAAUAAAAAAGUAUCAAAGUUCAAUCUCAACAAAGAAGUACAGUUAGAAUAGUAAAAUUUCUAGGCAUUUCAAUGUCAAAGACAUCAAUAACUCCGCAGCUAUCGAAAUUAUGAAUACUGAAGGCAGUAGCUCCUCUAAAAAGGAUAAAUUCAGCAAUUUUGGUCUAAGUUUUGUUAGUAGCAUUAAAGGUAAAAAAAACUUUAAGUAUCUAGAAAAAGCUAAUUCUCCUAAAAGGUCUCCGUAAACUAAAAUGAAAAGAACCAUUUCUUAAACAGACGGUAAGACAGACCAAGCAGCUGAAGAGUAGUAACAGAGAUUUCUUCAGUACAGAGAUAAGUUGAUAUCAUUGGUUACCUCAGAAAUUGAAUUGUAUAAAAAGGUUUGGAAUAUAUUAGCCUUUGUUCACUUAGCUCCACCCAAUAAGAACCCUCGAAAGGCGAUAGAAGCCUUUAAGAAAUUGAGAGACGCUGCCCAGGAAGAUAAGGACUUUGAUUGCAAGAUGUAUGCCUACCAAUAGAUGGGCAAAUGCUAUCAAAUGAUGAAGGAGUAUGCAAAAGCUAUUCUUUGCUUUAAAAAGUAAUUGCAACUAGCUUGGCAUAUAGAAAGCUUGGAAGGUGAAAUGAAUGCCUAUGAUAACCUUGCAAUCCAGUAUUAUUACGAAGGAGAUUUGGAAAAAUCUAAAUACUACAAUGAUCGAAUGAUAAGAGGUAAAGUUGAAGCCAGAUUUUCAAUCGUUAGGAAAAUGAGCUAAAACCAUGCUGUUAAGAAAUUUAAAGUUGGAAGUCAUAGAAGAUUUGCUGUAGUCUAAAACAUAGCUUAGGGUAUUAAGAAGCUGCUUAGUGAUAAUGAUAAAAAGCGUGACAUGUCUAAGCUAGAAGAAAGUUUCACCAAAGCUGAACUCUAAGCUCGAAUGAUAUCAGGUAACGGCAAUGGAAGAAAAGGCUUAAAUGCGAUAGCUCAUCUAGCUAUAAUGGCUAAUUUAGAAAGAGAUGACAGAGAUAUCAACGAAAGAAUGAAUGCUCCAGUUAUGGUGCUAAGAUCAGGUACUCCAAUUUCUGAUAUUUCUGGUAGGGAUUUACCGUCUCCAGCAGAUAUUAAAGGGGAAAAUAAUGUACUUCUGCUUCCAUAUUACCAAGAAGUUGAGAGAAAGGAAGGUGGUGGUGGAGGCCAUUUGGUGAGUAUAAUGCCUGAUCCUGAUGCUCUUACUAAUAUUGAGGAUGUCCUAGCUAAUAAUCCUCACAAAAGAUCUCGAAGUCACUUGGUUACUAAUGAUCAAAUUAAUAAAAAGUAAGGCCAUCCUCAUAAAAAGCGAGAUGCGAGUGCUGGCUUUGAAAACUAUGGCUAAGAUGAAGUUGACAUAAAACUAUAAUAGGAAAUAAUUAAAGUUGAAAUCUCUAAGCCUUCAAAAAGACUAUUCAAUCCUAACUCUAAGUAUCUUCAAAGGUUAAAAUAGUAAGAAGAAUAAGAUAGCAAGAUAGAGAGAUUAUAGAUUGCAAUGAAGGAACAAAUGUAAAGGUAAAAACGGAAUAAAUCAAUGACUGGUGAGGAAGGAGUGGAUUCGAUUAAUGAUAGUAAUGUUGCCUAUGGACUAAACAUGAAGGAGAUUAUAUAAAAAGCUGAAAUUAGACGCUGGGGUAAGGCGAAGGAGCAAGUUAAUUUGUAGCACUUAAGUCCAAAUAGAAACAUUAAGAAAAUCAAGUAUUUCGAUGAGUACGAAACAGAAAGAAAAUUAAAGGAAUUUGGCAAGUUCAUUGACUAUGAGAGAUUCAAUGGAGGAAUUAAAAGAAAGAAAAAGAGUACAACUUUGAGAUUUUUAAUAAAGUAUAGAAUUGAAUUGUAUGAGAACGGGAAGCAGAUUAAAAUUGAGAGUCCAUAUCUUUUAGCAAGCUAAACUCAUGACAUUGAUUUGUCUAUAGUAGUGCCAGCUUAUAACGAAGAGUCACGCUUGCCCACUAUGAUGACUGAAACAUUAGAGUACCUAGAGUUGAAGCUAAAGGAAGGUAAAUUAUUGAAGUCUGUGGAGAUUGUGAUUGUCAAUGAUGGCUCUAAGGACAAGACAAUGAAUCUUAUCCUAGAUUACACCAAGAAAUACCCCACCAACCAGAGAUUAUGCAUUAGAGGAGUCAAUCAAGUAUAGAAUUAAGGAAAAGGCAGUGCAGUCAAAUAGGGAUGCCUUUAUUCACGAGGCAAACUGAUAUUAUUCACAGACGCAGAUGGGGCUACAGACAUUAGGGGGCUAGACACAGUGCUAAAUGAGUGUGUUUCAAUAUCUAAGAACAACCUUGGAUGUGCUAUUGGUUCAAGAAAAGAAGAGAAUGCAACAGUUGAGAGAAAUGCAUUGCGUUAAUUUUUAUCUUGGGGUAUGCACACUGCAGUGCAACUGAUUCUAAGAAACAACAUCAAGGAUACUCAGUGUGGUUUUAAAAUAUUCACUAGAGAUGCUGCAAAGCUUGUAUUCCCAACUUAGCAUCUGGAAAGGUGGUCAUUCGAUGUAGAAGUGCUAUAUUUAUGCGGUUAACACGGAGUUCCAGUGAGAGAAGUAGGUGUAGUAUGGCACGAGGUAGAUGGUUCACACUUGAAUGUAGUUGAAGCUUCCAUAUAAAUGCUAAGGGAUAUGUUCCUCAUUAAGUUGCUAUACACUGUUAGGCUUUGGAAGCAAUCAGAUUUAAGUUAUUGA
This is a messenger RNA of Stylonychia lemnae, 3249 nucleotides long. The record is from the annotation of a GenBank genome assembly. Lineage: Eukaryota; Ciliophora; Spirotrichea; Sporadotrichida; Oxytrichidae.